UUUAUGCAUUGCUGUUUCCCUUAUCUUCUUCAAUGGCAUCAGCUGACAGGUCUUUCGCAUCUCUCAACGCUAUAUCGCUGAGAAAUGAAGCUUUUGCUUCUGAAUUACCGUGCAUUCUUGUCCACUCCAGUGGCUCUGACUUCAGUAAGAAGGGCCUUUUCUGCUGCUGCUGCUCCUUUUUCUGCUUCCAAAUGGGAAGGUGGGGUAGCGAUGGUGCAAGGAGCUUCUAGAGGAAUUGGCCUUGAAUUUGUUAAACAACUUUUGGAAAAGAAUGAGAAAGGGCAUGUUAUUGCCACUUGUCGCAAUCCUAAUGGAGCAAUGGGACUUCUUGAUUUGAAAAACAAGUUCCCUGAACGCCUUGACAUUUUACAGUUGGACUUGACCAUUGAAAGUUCCAUAGAGGCAACUACAAUGUCCAUAAGGGAAAAAUAUGGCUCUUUGAACCUUCUCAUUAAUGCCUCAGGCAUCCUUUCAAUACCAAAUGUGUUGCAACCAGAAACCACCUUGAACAAAGUAGAGAAAUCAUCAUUAAUGCUUGCCUAUGAGGUCAAUGCUGUGGGUCCAAUUCUAAUAAUCAGGCACAUGUGGCCUCUUUUGAAAGCUGGAGGAGGCUCAGGGACUCAGAGGGAUGUUGCAGUAGUGGCCAAUUUAAGUGCAAGGGUGGGAUCCAUUGGAGAUAAUCGCCUAGGAGGUUGGCACUCUUAUCGCUCUUCAAAGGCUGCCUUAAAUCAGUUGACAAAGACGGUGUCUGUGGAAUUUGCACGAAAGAAAGAUCCAAUAAUAUGCAUUCUUCUGCACCCAGGCACAGUGGACACUGACCUCUCUAGGCCAUUUCAGAGAAACGUUCCUGAAGGCAAGCUUUUCACCAAAGAAUUCUCGGUACAAAAACUCUUAAACAUUAUCAACAAUGCCAAGAGUCAUGACAAUGGCAAGUUCUUUGCAUGGGAUGGCCAGGAAAUUCCAUGGUAAAAUUGAUCAUACCUCCUUCAAAUUUCUGUUUUUGUUACCCAAUUACGUAUCAACUCAUACAGCUGAUCGUAGUUGCUGUGAAAAGCUAAUUGCACGGCCACUGGUCUCUGUCAUAAUUUUUUCAAAUGCAAUUUCCUUUUGCGUUGUAUUUGUAUAUUCACUCUCUCAAAAACCCUAUUCAGUCAGCUCCGAAAACAUUAUACAUUUUAUUUCUU
This is a messenger RNA of Manihot esculenta (cassava), 1184 nucleotides long. RefSeq names its product C-factor. NCBI's taxonomy places the organism in Eukaryota, Viridiplantae, Streptophyta, Magnoliopsida, Malpighiales, Euphorbiaceae. The coding region runs from base 85 to 969 and encodes 294 amino acids. The transcript is spliced from 6 exons. The record is from RefSeq and is a predicted model, not a curated record.